This is a messenger RNA of Rotaria socialis, 1122 nucleotides long. The record is from the annotation of a GenBank genome assembly. NCBI's taxonomy places the organism in Eukaryota, Metazoa, Rotifera, Eurotatoria, Philodinida, Philodinidae.
AUGGCCACCAAUUACGUUCAAAAUCAAUCUUGUCAAUGGUGUAACCAACCAUUAAUCGGGUCUCAGAAGUUAUCCAACUGUACAAAUCAUAUUAUUUGUAAUAAGUGUAAGAUAAAUAAUCGAUCAUGUCAAUCGGCUUGUCCUUGUUGUUGGUACAUCAAUGUAUCAGAAUUCAUAUCUAAGAAUACUAUUUGUCCGGUUUGCCGCAGUAAUAUUAAAUCCAAUGUUGAAACAUCUGAUUGUUAUCAUCAACAUAAACAUUGUGCAUGUUGCUCUUCAUCAGGAUGUAUUUUAUGUAAAUUUAUUCAGUUACGUUCAUGGGUCAAUAGUAGUUUUGAUGAUCUUCCAAUGGAUAUCAAACCUAUUUUAGUAAUAUGUGAUGAUUGGGAGAAAAAAUUUGAAGAAGAACUACAAUUGAAAACGAAUAGUCUUAUUGGAUUUUGUGAAAGACAAGAUUCAUCUUUCAUGGAUAUUGAUGAAAGCUCACCAGUCGUACAAAGUUCAAAUUUACUAAAAUCAAAUACCCAAACCAUGGAAAGUAUCAAUUGUCCCAUAUGUCUUGAUGAGUUGGGACCACCAUAUACUACACUUUCUAUAUGUCAACAUAGUUUUCAUGAUAGUUGCAUUAAACAAUGGAUACAGUCAAGUGGAAAACAGACGUGUCCUACCUGUGGGUACAUAUACGGUUUAAAUAAAGGUCCUCAGCCUCCGCAUGGUCAAAUGAUAAUUACUUAUAUAUCGACACCUUUAUCUGGUUUUUCUAUUGAACAGUAUGCAUCCAAUGAAGGACCUACUAUUGAAAUAACUUACACAAUUCCGUCUGGUAUACAAGGUCCUCUAAAUUCAUAUCCUGGUCAACCCUAUACAGGAACAGUCCGUAAAGCUUAUUUACCGAACAAUUCUGAAGGGAAAUAUGUGUUACAAUUAUUACGAAAAGCUUUUGAUGAUCAACAUAUAUUUACAAUAGGUAAAUCCGCAACACGAGGAUUAGACAAUGUUGUAAUAUGGAAUGAUAUCCAUCACAAGACAAAUAUCAGUGGAGGAGCUGAGCAUUUUGGUUAUCCUGAUCCAACAUAUUUGUUACGUGUUCGCCAAGAACUAGCUGACAAAGGUUACAAAUAA